AGAGGUGUCCAGGCAAUGGGACCGCCACCUUCACCCCCUUCAGCACCAACUGGAGGCCAGAGCAAGGUGCUCCUCCCUCAGAGGGCUGCGUCCCCAGCCUCCAGUGGGGAGUUGAGCCUCGUUUCAGGUGUCCAGGCAAUGGCCCCGCCACCUCCACCCCCUUCAGCACCAACUGGAGGGCAGAGCAAGGUGCUCCUCCCUCAGAGGGCUGCGUCCCCAGCCUCCAGUGGGGAGUCGAGCCUCGUUUCAGGUGUCCAGGCAAUGGGCCCGCCACCUUCACCCCCUUCAGCACCAACUGAAGGGCAGAGAAAGGUGCUCCUCCCUCAGAGGGCUGUAUCACCAGCCUCCAGUGGGAGUUGAGCCUCGUUUCAGGUCCCCACCCCGUGAGCGGACAAUACUCACUGAAACGCUCCAGAAGUCCUGUGGCCUGUGUGAAAGGCAAAAGACAAAGAAUAAAAAGAAAUACAGCAUGCAGUGUCACUGUCAAAACAAUUGACAGUGUUGUUGGACAGAGGUUCAACAAAAUAUUGCUAAAUAUGAAUGAAAUACGCAAGAACACUUUUAGGGUAAAUUGGAAACAAGCAAAAAUUCAAUAUGACAGAAAGUACAAACACUUGCAUGGAAUAAAUCACAAAGCAUUGCGUAGUGUCUUCAGUUUUUAUAAACAACAUUUAUAACAUAAUAUACAUUUCAUGGUGCAUUGGGAAAUAAUUAUUAUAGUUUUAUUUGUAUUGUAAGAAUUCAUUCAUGAAAAUUUGUAUGGAACAUUUUACAUUUCAUGGUGCAUUGGGAAAUAAUUAUUAGUUUUAUUUGUAUUAUAAGAAUUAAUUCAUGAAAAUUUGUAUGGAAUAUUUU
Molecule: messenger RNA, 855 nt
Organism: Portunus trituberculatus (swimming crab)
Lineage: Eukaryota; Metazoa; Arthropoda; Malacostraca; Decapoda; Portunidae
Product: wiskott-Aldrich syndrome protein family member 3-like
Exons: 4
Coding region: 16-360 (114 amino acids)
Source: RefSeq, a predicted model, not a curated record